Triticum turgidum subsp. durum (durum wheat) is the source of this 429-nucleotide messenger RNA. Lineage: Eukaryota; Viridiplantae; Streptophyta; Magnoliopsida; Poales; Poaceae. The record is from the annotation of a GenBank genome assembly.
AUGACGCAGAGGAUCGUGAUCGCCGUGCAGAUGGCGAGCAGCAGGUGCCGGUCCAAGGCGCUGGCGCUGGUGGCGGCCACGCCGGGGGUGGACUCGGUGGCGCUGGCCGGGGACGCCAAGGACCAGGUGGUGGUCGUCGGCCACGGCGUCGACUCGGUCAAGCUCACCAGCGCCCUUCGCAGGAAGGUCGGCCACGCGCAGCUGCUGCAGGUCGGCGACGUCAAGAAGGAGGACCCGAAGAAGCCGGCGGCCGCCGUGGUCGAACACUACCCGCACUCGGGGUACUCCUACCCGUACGGCUACUACUACCCAUCGCAACCGGCGCCGGUGAACGUCUUCUACGGGCAGCAGCACUACCCUGCAGCCGCGGUCGAGGCGUGCGGGUACCCAUGCUCGCGGCCGGAGCCGGGCACCUGUUCGGUAAUGUAG